GAGGCAACAAUGGAAGAAGAUAAAAGCCAGGACCAUGAUCUACUAUCUACAACAUGGCUUCCCCCUCAGGCAUCCGAGCAUGAGGAGAAUGGUGAUGAGCUUAUGGGCGUUGAAAAUGGUGAAGAUAAUUUAAACAGCGUUGAUCCAUAUAUCGGAAUGGAGUUCUCUACUCAUGAGGAAGCUUAUAAUUUCUACAAUGCAUACGCCAGACUUAAGGGAUUUGGUGUUCGCAAGGGUCACACAGCUUGGUCGAGAAAGAAAGAUGCAAUCCUAUCUAGAAUAUUUGUAUGUGACAAAGAAGGCUUUAAAUCUUUAAAAGAUAAAAGAGAAGAUGGUCGGAAUGUAAUUCGAAAGUUCGAUACAAGAUGUGGAUGCAACGCAAGGAUGGUUAUUGGACUUGAUAGAAGCACUGAAAAAUGGGUGGUCCGAAAGUUAAACAGUAAGCAUAAUGGUCAUCCAUUAACCACCCCAACUCGGGUAAAGAAGCACUACUCACAUCGGACACUUCAUCGAGCUCAAUCGACAAAAAGGUUGAUAGAUACUCUUGACAAUCAAGGUUUACGGCCUUCUGCCAUUUGUAAGGUUGUAGACGUUGCUCAUGGCAAUGAACAAGGCUCUCUCACUCAACAAGAAUGCCAAGCACAACUUAGACUUAAACGAAGAAACAACGUCGGCCAUGAGUGCGUGAACAUAGUUCGUCAAUUUCAAGAGAAAAAGGUAUCUGAUCCUCAAUUUUACUUCGCACUUGAUUUAGAAAAUGAUGGGACGAUGAGAAGUGUUUUUUGGAUGGAUGGUAGGUCGAGGACUUCUUACUUGCAAUUUGGAGAUGUUGUUUGCUUUGAUGUUACAUAUAGAACGAACAAUUUAAAAUUGCCGUUUGCACCAUUUACGGGCGUUAACCAUCAUCGACAGUCUACUCUAUUUGGGUGUGCGUUACUGGCCGAUGAAACGGAGGAGACGUUUAUAUGGUUAUUUAGCCAAUGGUUAAAAUGUAUGUCGGGUAUAGCACCAGUAACAAUCAUCACUGAUCAAGAUAAAGCUAUGUGUGGUGCUAUUCACAAAGUUUUUCCUAAAACUCGCCAUCGCUUUUGUUCUUGGCACCUUCGUAGGAAUGCCUUACAAAAUCUUCAAUCAAUGCAUAAUGAUUAUGGUGAGGAUGUUGGUGUAAAGUAUAACAAAUGGUAUUGGAGUAAAUCGGAAGAAAAAUUUGAAAAGCGUUGGGAAGAAAUGAGGGACAAAUAUGGUGCAGAUAAAAGGAGUUGGUUAGUAAAUUUAUACAAUCAUCGAGAUCAUUGGGCUCCAGUGUAUCUUAAAGACACUUUUACUGCAGGAAUGACAUCUACUCAGCGGAGUGAGGGAAUUAAUGCUUAUUUUGAUCAUUUUGUGAAUGUAAAUACCGAGUUACAUGAUUUUGUUAAGCAGUAUGAUAAUGCUGUCAGAGCUCGCCGAGCCGCUGAACUUGAGCAAGAUUUUAAGUCCACAAACUCAGUUCCUACAUUGAUAAUUGAACAUCCCAUUGAAAAACAAGCUCGGGAGAAUUAUACGAAGAAUCUGUUUACUAUCUUUCAGAAAGAACUCAAGGAUAGUUACUCCAUGCUUCAUGAAAAGUUGUCGAAGGACGGCGCAAGUGCUACUUAUGCCGUUUGGAAUAUAGAUAGCGAGGCUGAAAGCAAGAAGAUAGUAAAGCAUCAUGUUGUUUUCGAUACAUCCAAAGAAAAAAGAAUUAAGUGCUCUUGUGCGAGAUUUGAGAUGGAAGACUCAUUUUUUAAAGAAGUUGAGAAUUACAAGAUUGAGAAGGAACAUAACGAUAAUGGAAAUGAGAGCAAUGCCAGCAAUAAGAUGCCUACUUCAUCCAUACCCAUCUCUAUAGAGGAAGCAACUCAAAUCACUAUCCGUGAUCCAGAUAAGCCUGUUGCCACGAAGGGACGACCAGCACAUGCUACUAGAAUUAAGUCGGGAGUGGAGAUAGCACAAGAAAAGAGUAUAAAAAAACAAAGAUUUUGUGGGUUUUGUAAGGGAAAAGGACAUUAUAUAACGAGUUGUCCUUUAGCUAAGAACAAAAAUGUUGCUGGUGGAGGUCGAGAAAGUUAA
Molecule: messenger RNA, 2091 nt
Organism: Asparagus officinalis (garden asparagus)
Lineage: Eukaryota; Viridiplantae; Streptophyta; Magnoliopsida; Asparagales; Asparagaceae
Product: protein FAR1-RELATED SEQUENCE 5-like
Exons: 4
Coding region: 10-2091 (693 amino acids)
Biological process (GO): regulation of DNA-templated transcription
Source: RefSeq, a predicted model, not a curated record